AUAUAAAUGUGUAAUGCAUGCUUUAAAGACGCCGCACAAUUUCCAGUACACAGGAGGACGAUUUAUCUACCGUAGCUCCAGUGGAAAGAUUGAUUUGACUGAAAGGACUUAGCGCCAGACAGCUAAAAUGAGACUCGACAUUUUCGUCGCUAUCUGUGCAGUGGCAUUUGCACAAUAUGUCAAUAGCCAGGACCAAAGUCUGAUGGAUGUUUACGCUAACUUACAGGAUGAAUACAACGAAAAGGCAAAUGCUGUUUUCAACGGUAACCCACAUUCAUCAAGAGAAAUGCAUCCAGACCUAAAUCUCCAUGAUGUGUUAAGUACGAUUAGUGGAGGUCCUUUUACAUCAUCAGAGAGAAUUCUGGCAGAUAUGGAACAGGAUGAAGGGAGUGAUUCCCUUGCAAGUUUAAUGGCAGAACUAGCAGAAAUGGAACAAACAGGUGGUAAUAUUGCCGAUAGUCAUGAGGAAGACGUUAACAUGGAUAACAGUCUUGAGCGAUUAGAAGCAGAACUAGCAACAAUGGACGGUGGGGAUAGUCAGUUGGUAGAUGUCAUGGGAGAAGAUGGCUUAGGCGAUGCUGAUAGUAGUAGUCUUGAAAAAUUGGAAGCAGAAUUGAAACUACUCGAUGAAGACAACGAUGGUGAUAGUGAUGCACUUGGAGGGAGCACAGAAGACACUACUGAAUCUGACUUUGAUAGUAGUCUUGCAAAAUUGGAAGCAGAAUUGAAACUACUCGAUGAAGACAACGAUGGGGAUAGUGAUGCACUUGGAGGGAGCACAGAAGACACUACUGAAUCUGACUUUGACAGUAGUCUUGAAAAAUUGGAAGCAGAAUUGAAACUACUCGAUGAUGAAACCGAUGGGGAAAGUGAUGCACUUGAAGGGAGCACAGAAGACAUUACUGAAACUGACUCUGAUAAUAGUCUUGAAAAAUUGGAAGCACAACUUAAACAACUGAGCAUGGAUAGCGGUGAGGAUAAUAUGGAAGAUGGUAUGGACACUUCCGCUGAUAGCAGUCUUGACGGAAUGGAAGCAGAACUAGCAAAAUUGGAAGGGUUCAGCAGUGAAGAUGAACAAAGAGAAUUUGAUGAAUUGACAGAUUUGAAUAGUGAAGAAUUGGACCAAGAUGCCGACGACAUUAAUGAUGAUGAUGAUGUCCAGGAUGAUGGUGAAAAUCAUAGUGCCGGCAUUGCUGAUGUGGCCGACAAUGGCGAUAAUGAAGAAAGUAUGGAAAGCUUGUUAUCAGAACUAGAAGAAAUUGAAAGCCAAUCUGAAGGUCCUGGUUUCGAAAACAUCGCCGGUGAUUCCGCUUUUCUAGAAUACCUACAGAACUUAGAGACAUUACGAGGUAGCCAAAACACCAUUAGACAAAACCAAGCAGCACAAGAUAUAAGUUCGAGCAUAGCUGCAGACCUAAGCAACAAUUACAUUAGCGAGCCACGAAACCAAGUAGCGCAAGAAAUGGGUGCGAGCAGUGUUUCAGACCAGAGCAAAAAUUCCUUUAGCCAGACACAAAACCAAGCAGCGCAAGAUAUGGGUGCGAGCACUGCUUCAGACCAGAGCAAAAAAGAUAUGAGCCAGACACACAACCAAGAAACAAAACAUUUGAGUUCGAGUUCGAGUUUUGCUUCAGGAGGAAAUACAGUAUCCGGUUCAGGCAAAGACAAUCUAUUAGCAACAUUUCUGAAAAGCUUCCGACUUUAAGAAGAAACGGUAGCUCGUAAGAGUUGUCUCCCUUUGUCUUUGCGGGUCCAUGAAGGUUCAAGAAACACCUGAUCAUCCGUCGGACAUGUUUGAGUAACCAAUAACCGUUUUGCGGAACAAUCCAAAGUGCAAUUGAAAUCACUUUCAACAAGUGUUUCGCUUGUGAUAUAGAACUGUUUGUCUAAUCACGAUGUUUUGAAUUGACGAAAAUACGAGUUUGUUCAACAUCAGUUCACAUUGAUGCGACUGUAAGAUUCUACUUUCUUUUACAGUAUGAAAAAAAUAUUAUUCACAAAUGAAUUUCGGGACUUGAUAUAUUGGAUAAUCAAUAUAGCACAUCAUUACUCGUCAAUAAAUCCUAACCUCGUAUUUGUAUUCCCCCUAAUAAAUUGUUCAGUGUGUA
Mizuhopecten yessoensis (Yesso scallop) is the source of this 2108-nucleotide messenger RNA. Its product is annotated as dentin sialophosphoprotein-like. The coding region runs from base 128 to 1705 and encodes 525 amino acids. The transcript is spliced from 3 exons. NCBI's taxonomy places the organism in Eukaryota, Metazoa, Mollusca, Bivalvia, Pectinida, Pectinidae. The record is from RefSeq and is a predicted model, not a curated record.